Symbiodinium pilosum is the source of this 3036-nucleotide messenger RNA. Lineage: Eukaryota; Dinophyceae; Suessiales; Symbiodiniaceae. The record is from the annotation of a GenBank genome assembly.
AUGGCAGCAGCUUCCCAGAACUCGCUGGCGUUUGACGUCGGCAGUCCGCUCUCGCUGGAGCCGGUUCGGCCGGUCUCCGUCGCGCCUCGCGACGCGUCGAUCGCGGAGCGGUUCGCGGCGUUCCACGCGGCCAACCCGCACGUCAACACGGCGAUCGUUGGGCUCGCGCGGCACGUGAACCGGGUGUACGGGCUAGAGCGGUGCAGCAUGAGGGCGCUGUUCGAAGAGCUCCGCUGGCAGCAUCGGCUGGCGACCCGCGGCGAGGCGUGGCUGCUGAAUAACGUGUUCACCGCUGAGUACGCGCGGCUGGUGAUGCGGCAGGAGCCCGACCUGGCGGGCUUCUUCGAGACGCGGGCGCUGGAGACUGCGUUGCAGAUCAUCACACGGAGUGUGGGCGAGUCGCUCACCGUGAAGGGCGCCCGGGUAAUGGUGCUUGAUCAGGAAGGUCGGCGCGUCCGGCUGGGCGUCAGUGGGCCGCCGGGCGGCGUGGCCGCCCCGCUCAACGGCUCGGCGCCGCGAUCGGCGCCGGUGGUUGGCCUGGUCGGCUACGCCGGCGCGGGCAAGGACGCUGCCGCGGCCGAGCUGGUCAAGCAGGGCUGGCGGCGGCUGGCGUUCGCCGAGCCGCUGCGGCGGGCGCUGCUGACGCUGAACCCGGUGGUGCGGCUGGACAAUGGGUCGCACGGCCGGCUGGCGCCGAUGGUGGCCAGCUUUGGAUGGGACCACGUGAAGCGGCACGGCGACGUACGGCGGCUGCUGCAGACGUUGGGGACCGAGGUGGUGCGCGAGCUGAUCUCGGCCGAAGCGUGGGUCGACCUGCUGCGCUGCGAGAUCGUGCAGAGCGACAGCGCGGCGCCGAUCGUGGUGACUGACGUGCGGUUUGCCAACGAGGUCGCGAUGCUGCGGGGGGAGUUCGGCGCGCGGCUGGUCCGCGUGGUGCGUCCGGGCGUCGGUCCGGUGAACGGCCACGUCAGCGACGCAACCGAAGACCUGCAGGUCGACGGCGAGGUGCAGAACGACGGAGGAGGACGCCGCGGCAUGAGCUGGAUUGGGCUGUACGAGGGGGGACGCGUGGACCUGCUGCACCCGCGACCGGAGCAGUUCUCGAUCGAGGACAUCGCGCGUGGGCUGUCGCGCGUCAACCGGUUCGUGGGGCACACGCACGAGCCGUACUCUGUGGCCCAGCACUCGGUGAUCGUCUCGCGGUUGGUCCCGCCGGAGCUUGCGCUGUGUGGGCUGCUGCACGACGCCAGCAAGGCGUACCUGGGCGAUCUGGUGCGGCCGCUCAAGCAGAGGCUGCCCGACUACGUCGAGCUGGAAUCGCGGAUGAUGCUGGCGAUCGCCGAGCGGUUUGAUUUCCCGUGGCCCAAACCCGCCGAGGUCCGUGAGGCUGACAACCGGCUGCUGGUGACCGAGCGCGACCUGCUGCAGCCGAAGGCGUCGGCGUGGGAGUCGCUGCGGGAUGUGAAGCCCUAUGUGCCGUUCACGAUCCGCUAUCAGCCCUGGACUGACGCCGAGACGGAGUUCCUUCAGCGACACGAUGACAUCGUCACCGCUCCGAUGCCACGCUGCUACCUGCUGAAGAUUGACGACGACCCGUGGGCGCUGCUGGGCGUGGACCGAGCAGUGGCCGCCUACACGCUCCGCGAGAAGCUGAUCGACCGGAUGCGCUGCGUCGCCGACGGCGAGCCGGUGGCGGUGACCGUGAGGACCGAGAGCGUGAGUCAGGACGAGCUUGACACCCGACAGGAGCGGCUGGGGCUGCUGGACAACCGGGACCUCGAGAAGCUGGGCGUCGCCACGCGGAAGUGGCGGAGCGUGCGCGAGUUGCUGCGGCAGAUCGAGUACUGCGGCGGCGCGGACUCCAGCUACGCGCGGGUGGAGACGCUGGCCGCGCGGAUGGGCUGCAGCAAGCGGACCGCGCAGCGGGCGCGGCGGGCGGCGGAGGGGGCGGGGCUGCUGCGGGUGGCGGAGCGGUACACCAGUACGGGGCAGCGGACCAACCAGUGGCUGGUCGCUUGGGACCGGCUGGCGGCGGCGCCGCUGGAAGUGUCACCCCCGGGCGGCGUGGUGACGCCCCCCCGUGUCAUCGCGUCACCCCCGGGUGACGUCGUGUCACCCCCUAUAGAGAUUCAUCAGAGUUCCACUAGAGAUCCUCUAGAAACGGUCGACCGCCGCGACGACCAGAAAAACUUGGAGGUGGACUGGCAGCGGGCGGAGCGUGACGCCGCGCGGUUGGAGCGGCGGGUGGGCCCCUGCCGCAGCAACCAGGACCGGGACUUGGCGAUCAAGGCGGCGGCGCUCUCGCAGCGGUACGGCGAGCGGUGGCUAUGGGACGCGGCCGAGGCGUGCCGCGUGGUGCGGCCGGAGCGCCCGUGGGCGUACUUCUGGAGUUGCAUCGCGGACGCCGCCAGGCUGCAGGGCAUCGGGUGCGCCGAACCGGUCGAACGCGUGCUGUUGGUGGACUACCAGCGGGGCGGCGAGCGGUACCGGUUUGUGUUCCGGGCCGGGCAGCGGGACCAGGUGCGGCGGCUGCUGGGGCGGUACGCGGCGGACACCGACUUGGCGUUCAACUGGCACGACGCGGCGCCGCUGUUGGUGUUCGAGGGCGUCGGCCGGGCGAAAAAGUCGGCGUACUUCGAAUCGGAGGGCGAGCAAGCUCAGACAUCGGAGCAACCGACGCAUUUCGACGCCGAUCGCGGACGAGGACACAGCUGUCAUCUGCCGUACUGCAACUGCGGCUACGGCGACGCCAACCACUGCACGUGCCGCAGCGAGGCGAUUGCGAUCGCUAUCUACGGCGCGUCGUUCGCCGUCGUGCUGGCGCUCUUGUCUUGGAAGCCUAUGCCAAGGCACCGAGAGAUCACGCUCACGUUUCCGGCGGUGUACCAGAUCGGCGUUCCGUUCGCGACGGUGCGCGGGAACCACCAGGAGGUGCUGAUCGUCACGAUGGACGACGAGUGGUUAACCGACGAUCAGCUGCGGGCGAAGGCGGAGCGGGUGCGGAAGCGGUUGGCGAUGGGGCGUCGGGAUCGGUAG